This is a messenger RNA of Conger conger (European conger), 2998 nucleotides long. Its product is annotated as cytoskeleton-associated protein 2. The transcript is spliced from 7 exons. Gene Ontology annotation, biological process: negative regulation of microtubule depolymerization. The record is from RefSeq and is a predicted model, not a curated record. The coding region runs from base 167 to 2101 and encodes 644 amino acids. NCBI's taxonomy places the organism in Eukaryota, Metazoa, Chordata, Actinopteri, Anguilliformes, Congridae. Gene Ontology annotation, cellular component: microtubule cytoskeleton.
AGAUUCUCUAGCGCCAAAGUCAAAAGGCUGUUUUUUGAAAUACGUGCCCGUGUGACCUAGCGAGUGCACAGUAAUAUACCGUGUGGACAGUUCGGUUUCUGAUUAUUUGGGAUACAGUCGUGUCUUCUGAGGUUCUUGCAGCACCACAGGGCCAAGGCAGAAAAUCAUGGAGUCCCACCCAGCCAAAAAGAAAACUGUUCCUUUAGAGAACAAAGCAAUGGAACCCGUGGGCACUAAAAGGAACAACAAAGAGAACACAAAACCAGCAAAUGGACACAGCGCGUCUGUGACUAACAAAGAGCAGAAAGAAACGAUUUGUUCCUCUGCCCCUCUGAAAUCAAAAAAUUGUGAGAAUUUGGGCAAGCUGGGAGACGAGCUAAAGAAGCCCAAGACGCAGGAGGUGAAGAUGCGACCUUCGGGGAAAGGGGACGCUGUAAAGAAGCGACAGACUCACAGCCAGGCCUUUCUGUCCCAGCACAAUACCCAGCCGAGGAAGCUAGUGGCAGAGGUGGCUAAGCCCCCAGCCUCUGUGCCACCCAAACCCCUUCCUGGUACCUACAAAGGCAAGGUUAUCCAGUCCAAAGUCAGCUCUUUCAGGAAGCCAACAGGGGGCAGCGGAGAGGCCGAACCAGCAGGUGCCCUGACCAAGCCGGCUAAGCCAAAUGCUGGUAAUAAGCCCCAGGCUGUGAUGGGACUACGAAGGAAACCCCCUCUUCCAGUACCCAAACGUUCUACACUGAAGUCCUCAGCAGCUCAGAACUCCAGGUCCAAGUCUGUGUCCAGUGGUGCUGUUGCACCUACAGGCAAACGGGCCCCGAAUGCGACUGCCCCGAGGGAAACCAGCUCAAGGUCUCGGCUAUACUCUGCUCCUGGCCAGCUGGCCAAGAGCCGUGUGUUGGUUCCCCCAGCCAGACCAAUGUCGGGGCCGGAAUCCGCAGGCCGCUUUGGCUCCGCCAAGUCCACUGUAACCUUGAAGAGGAAGGAGAUGCAGCAGGUCAGCAAGCCCAAGGCAGCGGUAGAUAACCCGAAAGCCCGUAUCCCUUCAGUUACCAGCAGUUUCAGCCAGUACAGGAUUACUGUGGAGACCGCAGAGGAACGAAAAGUAAAGCUGGCUGAGUGGCUUACAUCCAAUGGAAAAACUCUAAAAAGGCCACCGGCUGCAUCAGCUCUGUCACGGACCAUUUCAAGACCAGCUCCAUCAAAACCAUUACCAAAACUAGAAGCAGUCACAAACGCCAGGCCCAGUUGUGAAACGGAACCUGUCACUGAACAGGAAUCCGGUCCAGAAGUUCAGCUGGUAGAACAGGCAAAAUCCAGCCCUGAACUAAAUGCUAAGCCUGAGUCUGCUCGUAAAGGAGUACCUGAGACUGCUCCCCAUGCCAGCUCUGACAUCAUGAACACCACUCUGGACUUGCUGGAGAACUCCGAAAUGGACCUGCCAGUGGAUCCUGAGAUCAGAAUGGAUAACGUGGUUGUUAAUCUUUGCAAUGCCAUGGAAGCUAUGCAGGCUCCCUCAAAUUGUGAGAAUGGUGCACAGGCCGAAGGAGACGAUGAUGGAGGGAUUUUGGAGGAGAAUCGGAUGGAAACGUUGGCAGAAAUGAGUAAAGAGGAGGAUGAUUUGAAACAUGAGAUGCAUGGAAUUAAGGAAGUGAAGGACGGAGAAGCUGAAGGAAAAUUCUCGGCGAAGAAAGGGGUAAAAAUGGAGUGUGCAGACGAGAUGGACGGCGAUGAAGAAGACCACGCUGAAACUCCAUCAAAGGAGGCCGAAGGAGCAUCGGUGGUGAGAUACAGUGUGAAGACCACACCCUACCUGCAGAGUGUGAAGCAGAGGAUCCAGAGCGAGGCAGCCCCCCCGGGCAGCGGGGGGAGGCGCCAGAGCGCCAUUAAAGACCUGAAGUUCCUGACACCGGUGCGCCGUUCCCUCCGGAUCCAGCGGGAGUCAAGCCGGCUGCCGGGAAUGCUGAUGGACCACGACCCAUGCGUCUCCUCGCUGGCUGAGCUGGUCAAACUGGACGACGACGCCAACGCCUAUAUCUACAGGAAGAACCCCGCCCUGCUGGAGGAGCUGCCCGACCAGUCAGAGGACCUGGAGAGGUUCUGAUGGUAUCUGUUUGUUUGUUUGUUUUUUGUUCGUUUGUUUUUGUUUGUUCCCUUUUAUUGUUUGUUUGUGAGACUCUAGAAGUGAUGUGAAGACCUUAUGCAUGACACAAAAUGGCACUUUGCUGAAAUGUUAAAAAAACAAUGAAUACUUAAUCAUAACAUGGUGUACAGAUUGGAUGUUGUCAGUAUUCAUGCUCCGUGCCGCGUGUGUGUGUGACGUACAGGUAAUUCAUGAAGUAUAAUACUCUAACACAAACGCUGACAUAAUUGUGUCAUAGUUUUUAACUGGACAACUAACCACCUAUGCUAUAGUUAAAUGGUUCCUUCUGAAUAAGCAGUGAAUCCUCAAAAUAUUUGUAGAACCCAUGAGUGGAAUCCUUUUUUUUUUUUAAUGGCCCUCAAGCUGAAUUUCUCAACAUUCAGCAUUUUAAAUAUAGGUAGGUCUCUCUGUCCAGAUGUUUAUAUUCACUAAUGGCAUGCAUCUUGUUUUGCGGUCUAAUUGAUGGAAUGUAUAAUCUUACUUAUUUGGAAAAUGGGGGGUUUUGCACUUUUGCUUUUUGAAAGUGCAAAAUGUUACAUUUGAUGCAUCUUCAGUCAUUUCUGCUCCAUUCAUGCCUGUGUUCCUGUCUAUUAUUUUCUGUUGAAGUUGUGUUUUUGCUGUUUUUUUGGUUCUUUUUCAUUAAGCAACAUAUCAAAGCUAAGCUAAUGGUUGGGGAUGUGUGUAUGCCAGUGAAGGGUAGUCCCCCCCCUCUUCUGUCGAAGGAUGUCAAGAUAAUUUUGAUCUAUUUUGCACGCAAGUGCAUUCAAUUCAGCAUAUUGACACACAAAAAAAAGAAAAUUAUCAAGGAACCUGUCAACCGUAAGGUACAAUGAUGCACUAAUAAAAUGUUUAACCCAG